Molecule: messenger RNA, 385 nt
Organism: Staurois parvus
Lineage: Eukaryota; Metazoa; Chordata; Amphibia; Anura; Ranidae
Source: the annotation of a GenBank genome assembly
CAAUGCCAGCUGUCAGUGCUCAUCAAUGCCACCUGCCAGUGCCCAUCAGUGCCUCAUCAAUGCCACCUAUCAGUGCCAGUCAGUGCCACCUAUCAGUGCUGCCAAUCAGUGCCUCUUAUCAGUGCCUGUCAGUGCCUCCUAUCAGUGCCACCUAUCAGUGCCCAUCAGUGCCCGUCAGUGCUGCCUAUCAGUGCCACCUAACAGUGCCAGUCAGUGCCACCUAACAGUGCCAGCCAGUGCUGCCUAUCAGUGCCACCUAUCAGUGCAAUAUAUGAGUGCUGCCUUUCAGUGCCCAUCAGUGAUGCCUUUCAAUGCCCAUCAGUGCCACCUACUAGUGCCUCCUCAUCAGUGCCACCUAUCAGUGUCUAUCAGUGCAGCCUAUCAG